AUGGAUAUUAACUCGCUACUUUCACCACAAGAGUCAGCUGCGCAGUCGCGCCAGUCGAAUACCCAAGCACGUUCCAACAACAAGAGCAACGCAUCGGCGAACUCGGGCCAGACGUCGAAUACUUCGCCUCAGAAACCACGAAGAGGCCGCGCCGCAGGGUCAAAAUACAGCUCUGGUCCAUCACCGGUCGCUCGGCAAGCUCUUAAGUCUCGAUUGCCCGACCGAGCCCCAAACACGCCUGCAAGCUCCAAUAACCAAGGUAAUUUGGCGGGCAAAGGCAAUGGAUCAAUGACGGCCCUAGCAGAGGCGGCUGCCCUUCAAGGUCAAAGCCAGUCUCAAAGCCAAAGUCAUCCUUCUCACAACCAGAAAGGAAAUCAAACUGUCUAUGCAAACAUGUCGAUCUCGCCCAUCUAUCCUAAUCCAAAACCGGUCAAACUGGUGCAGAAUCCACCACGUGCUCCAGAACCCCGAGAGUAUGUGAAGCGCAACUUUUCCCAGUCGUCCUUGCCCCCGGAGGCCCAGCAACAGGCCAAUCAGUUGUGGAGUCAUAUCCAGGCGAACCCUCAUUCGUACGAGUCACAUGUCCAGUUCAUUCAGCUUCUCCAUACUGGAUUCGUGAAUCAUGUUUACCCACCGCAUGAUCCUGACGCCCACGGCGAUCCAAGGACCUACGAUCUACUGAAAGACUUGCGCAGUGCUCGGGAGGACAUGGAUAAGCUUUUUGCUAUGGGUGAGGAUUUGUGGGUGGAUUGGAUUCAGGAUGAGACCAUGAUUGCACAAUCAGUCGACGAAAGGAUUGCUGUCAUGGAACUUUGUCGACGUGCCGUGGAUGAGGAGUAUGGAAGUACGAAGCUUUGGACGAUGUUUGGAGAAUGGAUGCUUUAUCUCUACAACUCCGCCAAUGGCCAAGCCGGCCAAAAUCAGUGGAGUGAAGAGGAUCGAAUAGUUGGUCGAGAAGUUUUCAACUGGCCAUCAGUGUUUCAGAUAUGGCAACGGGCAGCGGAGGCUACUAGAUGGCGCAUUCAUGACAGCCAUCUUGUUUGGUCAAAGUUCCUCGAUCUGUGUGUCCAGGAUGUCUCACAUUCUCAUUCCAACGAAAAGGCAGGACAGGUCCGAGCGGUCUUCGAGUCUCGACUACAGACUCCACAUGCCGCGUGGGACGAGAGUUUCCAAAUCUUCUCGGGUUUCAUCAGCCAAUAUUUCAAUGCGAACUACGAGGAGAUCAUGGCCAACACCGUUGCAAGAGCCGCAGACGCCAAGGCAAAUUAUGCGGCUCGCCAAGAUUUCGAACAAAAGGUGCAGAGGGCGCUAGAAUCAAAAGACCGCAAUCUGGAGUGGGCUGUGUAUUCAGAGUACAUUGAAUGGGAACUUCUGCAAGAUCCUCGUAAAAAUAUGUACAACCCUCAUCUGAUCAAUGCUCUGUAUCAACGAGCUCUCCUGCGCUUCCCCACCGAUGUGGCCAUGUGGGAGGAUUGUGUCAUGUUUCUGAUACAACCACCAGUGCCUGUGCCUCGUAAUGAAUUUGCACCUGUUCUCCCGACAAUUGAACGUGCCACAAGGCAUUGCCCGUGGUCAGGUUCGCUGUGGUCCCAAUGUCUGCUAGUUGCAGAACGUGAGGGUCUCUCAUUCGAUCAGAUUGUAGAGCUCAAGCACAGGGCUACAAGCACAGGCCUACUAGAUGCUGGCGGUCUCGAGGAGGUCAUCAAAGUUCACUCGAUGUGGUGCAGUUACCUACGUCGACGUGCAUUCCUGCCAGACGCCAUCGACGAAGACCUUGAUGUUGCGGAAGUAGGCAUCCGUUCUGCAAUCGAGAGAGUGCAAGAGCUCGGAGAAAACAAGUUUGGAAAAGCAUAUCAAGGAGAUCCCUACUUCCGCCUGGAGAGAAUCUAUACGCGUUAUCUGAGCGAAAGUGGGAGCUGGGAUAGUGCUCGCGAAUACUACAAAGGCUUAAUAGCUACUCGUGGAAAUAGCUAUGAAUUCUGGCUAGACUACUACAACUGGGAGAUUAUGUCUUGGCGUACCUUUGUCGAGGCUGCAAUGACGCCAGAAGCUGCUCGAAGGACUCCAAGCCCUAGCUACGCUACAGGUGUCUUGAAGCAAGCCAUCAGGCGACCGGAUCUAGAUUGGCCAGAGAAGAUUAUGAGCAAGUAUAUUGCACAUUGCGAGGAUUACGAGGAUGCCGAUGAACUUCAAGAAGCUCUUGUCGAGAUACAAAAGGCUAUGAAAGCAGUCGCGCGGAGACGACAAAAAGAGGCUCUAGAGCUUGCUGCCACCCAACAAUCUGCCGCGGCGAGUGCGGAAGCAGUCCAAGCAGUGGCAGCGCAGCAAAUAGAAUCGGAGAGUGGUGCUGCAGCUGCCGCUGCUACAAAACGCAAACGCGAGGAUGAUUCUUUAGAGACCACCGAAACACCUCACAAGAAGGCUCGCUCGGAAACGAUAUCAAACAGUCACGAGGAGCAAGUAGAGUUGAAGAGGGACCGCGAGCAUUCCAGCGUCAUGGUCAAGCGCAUGCCUUCAGACGUCACUGAGUCUCAGAUUCGACAAUUUUUCCGUGACUGCGGACCUAUCAACGAUAUUAAAUUCUUGCCCUCCGAGCAUGACUUUGCUACGGCGAUUGUCGAGUUUGAUUCCAAAGAAGACGCUGCUGCUGCUUUGACUCGUGAUCAGAAGCGUAUCAAUGGCCAAACUGUGGAUGUUGAAAUGGGUAGUGGCUCGACAGUCUAUGUCACUAACUUCCCUCCGACUGCCGAUGAAGCCUUUAUCAGAAGUCUGUUUAGCGUGGCUGGAGAAAUAAUUGAAGUUCGAUUCCCCUCUCUCAAGUACAAUACACAUCGCCGAUUCUGCUAUGUUCAGUUCAAGUCAGCCGAUGAAGCUAUCGCUGCAACCAAGCUGGAUAACAAAGUUGUCGGCGACGGACUCAAUCUGCAAGUCAAGAUUUCCGAUCCUUCGGCACGGCAAGAUCGCCAUGGACCCAUCUACGAAGAACGAGAAAUUCAUGUUUCCAACAUUCAUUUUGAUGCUCGUGAAAACGACCUCAAAGAACUCUUCUCCAGGUAUGGAACUAUCGAAACUGUGCGGAUUCCUAGCAAAGUGAACGGCGAACAUCGCGGAUUUGGUUUCAUAGUUUUCUCCAAAAAGGAGGAGGCAACUGCGGCUCUUGCUAUGCACAAACAGGAAUUCCGUGGGAGACCACUACAAGUGAAAGUUUCUACACCUGCACCCGUCAAACGAGCGGCCACCGUAAUCACUCCGAAAGCGCGAUCAGAGUCGGCGGAACCGACAAAUUCGGAAGGUCAAAGAGCAGCCGAUGACCGUGCAGCCCGAACGCUAGGAUUAAUGAACAUCCCCGACACAGUGAACGACAGCCGUAUCCGAGCGAUAACUGAGCCAUUCGGCCCGCUUGUCAAGAUUGUGCUACGACCUGACCGCGAGGGAGCAAUUGUCGAAUUCGUCGAUAUCAAGUCAGCAGGCAGAGCUUCAUUAGAACUGGAAGGACAUGAAAUUACUCCUGGUUGGCACAUUCAAGUAGGUACUGCUAACGACGUGUUGAAGCGGAACGCAAGUUCGGUUUCCGGUCCUGCUAAACCUAAAACUACUGGAACUUUGAUGCCUCAGGUCGGCGGCCCUAUCAAGCGUCCAACACAGCCAGGAGUCGGACGUCGGGGUGGACUUGGAUUCAAACGUGGUGGAAGUGUAGCGUCUGCUCGCAGCGAUGAGCAGCAUGAAAAGCGCGAAGGAGCGACAGAACAGAAGUCGCAGAAGACGAAUGAUGAUUUCCGGGCUAUGUUCAGCAAUGGGAGACAGUAAACUGCUCUUUUCAUAUAAGACACAUGCUCUCAUUUUCCUCCUUUCCUCUAUUAUCAACUACGAAAAGUCUCAUCUGAUGCUAUGACACACCAGCUGGCAUGCUGGGCCUCAUUAGGUGGGUUACUCUUAUAAUGCUUUUCUUUGCUUUAUGAUCUGAAAAUUUAUAGAGACGAUGUAUAGAUUAGUCACUAUUAAAUGCUUCUUGUACGUCUCUAAUCUGAUACAUGGCCUCAAAUAUCAUCUUCUAGGGUGGAAUGCCCGUUAGAUUAGAAUGGCAAUGAAAUGUGACAUUAACU
Molecule: messenger RNA, 4103 nt
Organism: Talaromyces stipitatus ATCC 10500
Lineage: Eukaryota; Fungi; Ascomycota; Eurotiomycetes; Eurotiales; Trichocomaceae
Product: pre-mRNA splicing factor (Prp24), putative
Exons: 4
Coding region: 1-3807 (1268 amino acids)
Biological process (GO): RNA processing
Cellular component (GO): ribonucleoprotein complex
Molecular function (GO): RNA binding; protein binding
Source: RefSeq, a predicted model, not a curated record